This is a messenger RNA of Bathycoccus prasinos, 2784 nucleotides long. RefSeq lists its product with no specific name. Gene Ontology annotation, cellular component: chloroplast inner membrane. Lineage: Eukaryota; Viridiplantae; Chlorophyta; Mamiellophyceae; Mamiellales; Bathycoccaceae. The record is from RefSeq and is a predicted model, not a curated record. The transcript has a single exon. Gene Ontology annotation, biological process: chloroplast fission. Bases 1 to 2784 code for a protein of 927 amino acids.
AUGUUUGCUCGUACUACCGCUGCUACGACGGCGAGUGGCAUUGGAUCCCACCAUAGGAAACAGUCUUCUUCUUCGUCUUCUGGUCUUCUGGAUCGAUCGAGUUUAUCUGCCGCCGCCACCUCCGGAAGGAGGAGGACGUCUUCCUCGUCGCAAUUUUGUAAUCGAACUCCCGCCAUCAAUCCUGCGACUGAUCGUCGUUUUCGUUUCAAAAGUGCGCGACGACGACAACAGUUGCGAGUGACCGCCGACGAUGCGGUUAACGCCGGCGAUGCGAAUGAGGAAAGUAAUGAGAGUGGUGACGCGAAAGAGUACGAUGUGCCUUCGGAGGAGGAUCCGUUGCCGUGGAGCACGCCAGCAGCACAAGUCGAAGAUGCUGCUGCCGCUUCAAAUAGUGCAACAAACGAAGAAAAACCAAAAAUAUUGUCCUACGCCGAGCGCGUGGCCAUCAUGAAGAAGGAAAAGGAGGAAGCCGGAGGAGGAAAAGAAGGAGAGAAUUAUAAACGAGAGCAGCAGGCGAAGAUGGACGACGAACCAGGAACGAUGAGUUCGUUUAAUUUACCGAUGCAGAAAGAAGUGUUUGAGAUUCCGGCGGAGAGGUCCUCACCGGUUGAAGAAGAGGAUUCUAUUAUGAACGAGAUGAAAAACACGCACGUCUUUUUGCCGAUAUCGUACUACGGCAUUUUGGACUUAUCUCCUGCGCGUGCGACGCGCGCGACUAUUCCCAAAGCCGCCGAGGCGAUGAAAAACGCGCAAGUCUUUGAAGGCUACUCGAACACGUUGCGUCAAAGCCGAGAAAGUUUAAUCGAGGAAGCCGUGGCAGUUUUAUCCGAUAAAGAAGCCCGAGCGUACCACGACGAAGAUUUGCGAAACGGUGUGUUGACUCCGAUUGAUUUUGAACGAGCACCGGCGGCUUUGGCGAUGUUGCUGGAAGCGGGCGAAAAUCAAAAAGUUUUAGAGUACGCGGAUGCCAUAUUAACGGCGAAAAAUAGGAGAGGCGGGGAUUCAGUUAACAGCAACGGGAAGCGCGAUGUCGCGUUAACGUCCUCUAUGGCCACGUGCGAAUACGCGCAAGAAGCUUUAUAUAGCUUAGGUAAACGACCAAGUUACGUGGAAGGAAGCGACAUGCUAGAACUGGCGUUGAAAACAUUGGAGAAGGCGCCGGGUGGCAAGUCCAAAUCUUUCGCUCCGGAUUUGAAGGAUGCAAUCUACAAGGAACUCGACGACGCGUUACCUGGCGUCGCGCUUGAACUGCUCGCGGUGCCUUUAGACCAAAGGCGAGGUCGCGAGCUCGGCUUAAUGGCGUUGAAAAAGUGUUUAUGGGCGAAGCCAGGGGCCGAUGAAAACGAAGCUCAAAACGACGACGCGGCGUUGAUUUCAAAAGCAGAUUUACAAGCGCAGUCGUCUCGCUUCUUAACCGCGUAUGAGCACGCCGCGAUGUUUGUUGAAGCGCCAGAUCAUGUCCCGGCUGACCCGGAAGAAGUGUACAGAGCUUCCAUCUCGCACAUUGUCGCCGGUCUAAUGAGUGGCAACCCGUUGCUGCUCGUGGAUGCGGAUGACAUCUUGGAACAGCUUGAAAUCGCUGCUAAGAAUACCAACCAAACUUCGGAAAUUGGGGAUGUCACCAUCGAGCGCACGGUGUGCUUAGUGUUGCUCGGUAAAACGGAAGCCGCGUGUAAGCUUUUAGGUUUGUCUUCGGAGGAAACUUCCAACUCGGAAAUGGCAACUUUCGUUCGAGAGAAUUCUCCGUCUGGCGACGUCGUCGAAGGCGUGUGCGCCUUAGUCGAUCAAUGGAUUCAGCAAGUCGCGUUUCCUCUUUUCAGAGACUCGGCGCGCGUUGCACCGAUUUCUUUGGAACAGUGGUUCUCAAAUCCGAAGGUUACUGGUUUUGUGGACAGAUACGCACUUUCUCCGGCGUUUGCGAAGAUUGAAGGUGCGGGAUCUGCGGCCAAGCGCGCUUUGACAAAAGGUUCUGCGAGCGUGUUGAGUUCGUUUUUCCCGAGCGAUGACGUUCCAGUCGCGUUGAAGAAAGAUGUUACCCAGUACCGUGUAGGCGUGAUCUCGCGAUUGGCUUUUACUGGGGCGAUCGUAUUCAGCGCGAUGAACUUCUUUGGCAACAACUCGAGCGCUUUUCAAAACGUGCAAUUGCCCUCGUGGCAAAGAAGCGCCACGGAAAAGAAAAACGUGAAUAAGAAAUCUACGCCCGCGCCAAAAAAGAACACAAACAAUAAGAACAACUACAAGACGACGACGAAAGACAAGUACAGCAAAUAUAGUAGUGGUGGUAUCAGUGGUUUGAAGCCGCCACAAUUUCCAACUGUGCCGAAAAUUGAAGUUCCCAAGAUUGAGAUGCCAAAAAUUUCAGUCCCUUCGAUCUCGCUUCCGAAACCGGUGAAGAAACCUAUGGACGAAAGCACUGCGGAGUCGGUCGUGAAGAGAUGGCAACAAAUCAAAGCAAAAGCGCUCGGUAGCUCUCACGAUUCUCGCGCGUUGAGCAAUAUUCUCGACGGACCGAUGUUGAGGCAAUGGACGUUGAGAGCAGAAGAUGUCGCCUCUCACGGCUGGUGCUGGGAGUACGAGUUGAAUAAACUGGUGAUUGAAAAGAUUGAAAUUUACAACGAAGACGAAGCCAUCGUAGAAGCGAGAUUGACCGAGUUGGCUGUGUUGAAGGAUAGAUCCAAAGUGGACGAUGACGAUGUGUACGAGUCGACAUAUAGAGCACGAUAUGAAAUGCGCCGAACUUCUGACGGUGGAUGGAAGAUCUUCGGCGGAAGUGUCGUGUAUUAG